AUGGCUAGCUUUGGUAUGGUUCUAGUCGUGGUACUUUGUCUCACAAUCUCAGUCUUUCCCGAUACAACCACCGCGCAGCUAAGCCGCGGUUUCUACUCCAAAACUUGCCCCAACGUCGAACAAAUCGUGAGAAAUGCCGUCCAAAAGAAAGUAAAGCAGACAUUCGUCACUAUACCUGCCACUCUCCGUCUCUUCUUCCACGACUGCUUUGUCAAUGGCUGUGAUGCCUCAGUCAUGAUCCAGUCAACGCCUAAGAACAAGGCAGAAAAGGAUCAUCCAGAUAACAUUUCGCUAGCCGGAGAUGGAUUUGAUGUGGUGAUGCAAGCUAAGAAAGCCCUUGACGCUAACCCUCAGUGCCGGAACAAGGUCUCAUGCGCUGAUAUUCUUACUUUGGCCACCCGAGAUGUCGUUGUUGCGGCUGGAGGACCGUCCUAUGAAGUCGAACUCGGUAGAUUCGACGGAUUGGUAUCAACUGCGUCUAGUGUCGAGGGAAACUUACCAGGACCUUCCGAUAAUGUAGACAAACUCAACGCUCUUUUCAAGAAAAACAAACUUACCCAAGAAGAUAUGAUUGCUCUUUCAGCGGCUCACACCCUUGGAUUCGCACAUUGCGGCAAGGUCUUUAAAAGAAUCUACAACUUCAACGGCAUCAACUCAGUGGACCCAACUCUAAACAAAGCUUACGCUAUAGAGCUUCAAAAGGCUUGUCCUAAGAAUGUGGACCCAAGAAUCGCUAUCAACAUGGACCCUGUCACCCCCAAGACAUUUGAUAACACUUACUUCAAGAAUCUUCAACAAGGCAAAGGUCUCUUCACCUCCGAUCAAGUUCUCUUCACCGACGGUCGCUCAAGACCCACCGUUAACGCUUGGGCCUCUAACUCUACGGCUUUCAACCGCGCUUUCGUGACGGCUAUUACCAAACUCGGCCGUGUUGGAGUCAAGAAUAGCCAUAAUGGUAACAUCCGUCGUGACUGCGGUGCGUUUAACUAGAGAUGAUGAUGAUGGAAUAAUAUAAAGCUAUUUCAUGACAAAAAAAAAAAAAA
Molecule: messenger RNA, 1043 nt
Organism: Capsella rubella
Lineage: Eukaryota; Viridiplantae; Streptophyta; Magnoliopsida; Brassicales; Brassicaceae
Product: peroxidase 35
Exons: 4
Coding region: 1-990 (329 amino acids)
Biological process (GO): hydrogen peroxide catabolic process; response to oxidative stress
Molecular function (GO): heme binding; peroxidase activity
Source: RefSeq, a predicted model, not a curated record